UAACUGCCUCAUCCUGAAAACACUGACUGCAUCCCUCUCCUCCAGCUGGGUGGGCGUUACUUUUCCCUUCUCUGCUGCGCGCAUCGUGUCACUCCUCUGUCCGGUCACACUUGAUGUUGGACAGACAGAGACGCUGCGCGCUGGAAAAUUAUGUCCCAGUUAUCUGUUUGAGUUGAACCGGAGAAGGACUGCUGCUGAGAUGAUGCUGCUGCUGACUCUACUCAUCAUAUGUUUCAGUCCCGGUGGACUGGGGCAACUGGAGGAAUCCCAGUUUGGAAAUGAUGCCGAGUUGGCAGACUUUGACUUAGACAUUGCGCCACGCAGAGUCCCACGGCAGGUGAAAACUAUGCUAACCAAGGAGACUAAACCUCACAUCCAGGAACUCUCCAUCAAGACCACCAUCAUCUCCCGUUACGCCUUCACAGCGGUGUACUGCGCCAUGCUCAACCGGCACUCCGCCGCCACUGAGGGCGUCUUCCAGUUUCAGAUCCCCGCUAACGCCUACGUCUCCAACUUCACCAUGAUCAUCGGAGGGCGUGUCUACCAGAGCGAGGUCAGGCCGAAGGAGAAGAGGGUCAAACAGGAGAACGGCAAACCCAAGAACAAAGAGUCAGGUGAUGCAAGUCCUGAGCCGGAGGUGGAAGUGUUCAGGAUGGCGGCCAGCAUCCCGGGCCGGAACCGGGCCAUCUUCCUGCUGACCUAUGAGGAGCUUCUUCAGCGGCGGCUUGGAUACUACGAACACAUGACCAGUCUGCGACCUUUGCAGCUUGUCAGCCGCCUGAGCCUGGACGUCACCAUCGUCGACCACUCAACCAUCACGAACCUCGAGGUGCUGCCGCUUCGCAACGGAAAGAGCACGGCUGCUGCCAACAGUGCAGCUGGGUCUAAUGCACCCAAGACACCAGCCAAGCUCGAGCCUCCCGUGACCACUGUGAUCAAGAAUGAAAAGAACGUCUGCAAGAUCACCUUCAGCCCCAACAUCGUCCAACAGGCUAAGAUCACCACCAGCGGCGUCCUGGGAGACUUUGUGAUCCGCUACGACGUGCAGAGAGACAUGGGCAUCGGAGACAUUCAGGUUUUAAAUGGACAUUUCGUCCACUACUUUGCCCCCAAAGACCUGCCUGUUGUGCCCAAGAACGUGGUGUUUGUGAUCGACACCAGCGCCUCCAUGCUGGGGACUAAGAUCAGACAGACUAAAGAUGCUCUGUUCACCAUUCUGAGGGACCUGCGACCUGGUGACCGCUUUAACAUCAUCAGCUUUUCCAACAAGAUCAAAGUUUGGCAGCCGAAUCGUCUCGUGGAAGUGACGCCACUUACUGUCAGAGACGCCAAGAAGUUUAUUUUUACGCUGGCGACCACUGGAGGCACAAACAUCGAUGGUGCCAUCCAGACCGGCUCCUCUCUGCUUCGUGAUUACCUCUUGAGACCCGACACCAGCCCGAACAGCGUCUCCCUCGUUAUUUUCCUGACGGAUGGACGGCCGACAGUCGGAGAGAUGCAGUCCACCGCAAUCCUGGGGAACACUCGCUCAGCCGUGCAGGAGAAGUUCUGCAUCUUCACCAUCGGUAUCGGGAAUGACGUGGAUUACCGGCUGCUGGAGCGCAUGGCUCUGGAAAACUGCGGGAUGAUGAGACGCAUCAACGAGGACGCCGACGCCAGCUCUAUGCUCAAAGGGUUCUACGAUGAGAUAGGAACUCCUCUGCUGUCUGACAUAAGGAUCAACUACACAGAGGACUCCGUCCGGUACGUCACUCAGCAUCUCUUCACCAACUACUUCAACGGCUCCGAGAUCGUCAUCGCCGGCAAGCUCACCAACCAAAGCACAGAGUCGCUCCACGUCCAGGUUACAGCCAGCAACAACGACAAGAGCAUCAUCCUGGAGACCGAUGUUCCUCUGCGACACCGACAGAUAGAGACUGAGAAACACGUGAAAAAAGCUACAGCAGCAAUGGCGGGUGGAGCUAGGGUUCCAGGGUCAGCGGUCGCACAGGGAUUAGGAAAUGCUCUGGGUGUGAUAGCGGAUGACUUUGUGGAACGAGUCUGGGGUUUCCUGAGUGUUAAGGAGGGGUUACGGUCGCGCCUACGCAGCCAAACCAGCAAAGAGAGGGAAGGCCACACCCAACAAGCCACCAAUCUGUCUCUGAACUACCAUUUCCUCACUCCCCUCACCAACCUGGUGGUGGAGAAGCCAGAGGUCCUGGCCGAUGGCACCAUGGCCCCGGCGCCCACCAUGGCCCCAGCAUCAGCCGGUGAGGGAGUCUCAACUGCCAAUGAGCUGCCAGGUGUCCCAGAGGAGGAAAAGCCACAGAAAACCAACGGGAAACAAGGCGGCCAGAUUUCAUCUAUGAGAAACACGAUUGGAAAAGUUGAGAGGAGACCAGCCAAGAAGUCCGUCACCAUCUCCAAAACAUCAGCGGAUGGAGAUCCACACUUCGUGGUGGAGUUCCCGCUCAGUAAGCUGACCGUGUGCUUCAACAUCAACGGUGAGCCUGGACACAUCCUGCGGCUGGUGUCUGACCACAAACACUCAGGUGUGACGGUGAACGGUAAACUAAUCGGUGCCCCGGCUCCCCCGGGCAGCCACAAACAGCAGCGUACCUACUUCAGCACCAUCACCAUCGUGGUGGAUCAUCCCAAACGCGCCUACAUCGAGGUGACGCCAAAGAAGGUCAUCCUGGACGGGCGGGACAGAAUGGUGCUGCCGUGCCACUCCACGGUCACGGUGGACAGCGGCGCUCUGUCCGUCUCCAUCGUGGGAAACUCUAACGUGACCGUGGCGGUCGGAGGAAACAUCAGCUUUGUGAUCCUGCUGCAUCAGUACAAGAAUCCAGCCCCGUACCAGAGGGACCAUCUGGGCUUCUACAUCGGUCGCAGCAAGGGGCUGUCGCACAACUGCCACGGCCUGCUGGGCCAGUUCCUGUAUGAGGAAGUAGGACUGGCAGAGCUUCCUGCACAAGGAGACACGAAACCCUCGCCCAUCCUGAAGGUGAAGGACCGAUCGGUGCCAGUGGUUCAGAAGAACAGGAAGAUCUACAGCGGGACUCAGAGCGUGGACUGCUGGUUCGCCCGGAACAACGCCGCCAAGCUGAUAGACGGACAGUACGAGGACUAUUUGAUGUCGCACAUGUUCGACACGGGCAACUGGCCGCACGGGACUAACAGAGUCUGAGACGACUGCGUGAGAGCGGAGGCAUUUUAUUUUAUUUAACUCAUUUUUAGUCUGUUUCCAUAGCACAUCCAAACAGAUUCAUGCCAAACCUUCACCUCUUCAGUUUCUUUGUACCUACAGGCUCUUUUGAAUAUAUUUUUUUACUAUUUCUAAUGAGAAUUUAAUGUUUUUUAUCACGUCGUGUGUAUUAUUUUUUACUGUAAUUUUGUAAAUGUAAAUAAAAACACUUAAACACACAUGUUGAGGUCGUUUUCUGAGGCGUGAAAACACAUGGGCGUUGAUUUUUGGGAGCGCAUAUUUGUGUUUUUCCCCCCUCACACACCAAAUAUGUACGUCAACGUGGCAGAUCACACCUGGUUACCACGGAGACAAACCCUGAUAACUAACCCCCUCGUCCCAGCGCCAAUGACUAGAUGCACACCAAGCAUAUGUAGCACACAAACACACACACACACACACACACACACACACACACACACACAGAGCUCUAUAGCCCUCCCUGUCAUCAGCUGGAGGUCACAGGGCUGCUGGCCCCGCCCACACAGGUGUGCUCUGGCCAGGUCCCCGUUCAGGUUGUCAUCGCGCUGCCUCGCCCCCGGCCCGCCGCAGGAAUUCAAACACGGGAACGCCGGUUUCAUGUGUCAAUCAUCUUUUAUUCGUAGCACUGAUUAAAGAGAUACAUUCGGUAAGAAGCACCGUGGCAGUUUACAGCCGUUUUAUCCACAUGCUCAUU
Molecule: messenger RNA, 3902 nt
Organism: Larimichthys crocea (large yellow croaker)
Lineage: Eukaryota; Metazoa; Chordata; Actinopteri; Sciaenidae
Gene: itih5
Product: inter-alpha-trypsin inhibitor heavy chain 5
Exons: 14
Coding region: 200-3169 (989 amino acids)
Biological process (GO): hyaluronan metabolic process
Molecular function (GO): serine-type endopeptidase inhibitor activity
Source: RefSeq, a predicted model, not a curated record